AUGGCAGAUGGUGUUAAUGAUGGUCGAACAAUUGACGAAAUGUUCAAGUCUUGGUUCAAGGCUGACAAAGGUCCUUGUCAAACGAUGGAUACUGUUAGAUUAGACACUGUGUACGAUAUCGAUGUUGUAUAUGAGCAGCAGCUAGGAACAAACCCGCGGGCCAAGGACUGGCUAAAGGCCACUUACGUUGACAAAGGUAAUCUGGGCGCGAAGGCUGGCAAAGGGGAUAGGGGGGGGGACUUCGGGCUCCUAAAAAAAGGACUCGGAGGGUUAUAG
Molecule: messenger RNA, 276 nt
Organism: Penicillium manginii
Lineage: Eukaryota; Fungi; Ascomycota; Eurotiomycetes; Eurotiales; Aspergillaceae
Exons: 1
Coding region: 1-276 (91 amino acids)
Biological process (GO): fatty acid metabolic process
Molecular function (GO): oxidoreductase activity, acting on the CH-OH group of donors, NAD or NADP as acceptor
Source: RefSeq, a predicted model, not a curated record